This is a messenger RNA of Arvicola amphibius (Eurasian water vole), 3456 nucleotides long. RefSeq names its product activator of 90 kDa heat shock protein ATPase homolog 2. Lineage: Eukaryota; Metazoa; Chordata; Mammalia; Rodentia; Cricetidae. Gene Ontology annotation, molecular function: ATPase activator activity; protein-folding chaperone binding. Gene Ontology annotation, cellular component: cytosol. The record is from RefSeq and is a predicted model, not a curated record. The transcript has 9 exons. Gene Ontology annotation, biological process: protein folding; positive regulation of ATP-dependent activity. Bases 736 to 1593 code for a protein of 285 amino acids.
CAAGCCCCGCGAGGGACUUCUGCCUCACCCCCCGACGUCUGUGCCUCGGUCGCCCCUCUCCAGGCCCUCCUCGGGCUUGAGCUGCGUAGUGCGCGUGCGUGUGUGCCGAGGGAUGUAUGUGUGUGCAGUUGGAAGGGCAGGGACUUGGAUCUCACUUUCUUUGCUUUGUCUCAGUUUGCGCUAGCUACCUGCCCCCUUUGUGUCCCUGGAAUACUGGGAGAUGCCUGCUUCUCUGCCGGGCGUUGGGAAAAGCUGAGGCAAUUCCCAGGGCAGAACCCGGAUCGCACCACUAGAUGACUUGGCUAUCCUGAAAGAAUGAUGUCUAGUAUUCUAGGCUGGGCUCCGUGGCUAGGACACUGACUUUUCACAGCCGCUCUCCAUCCCUUCAGAUGGGAACAUUAGGGAGAGUGCAUAAGAUAAAUCAAAUGUGGAAAAGCUCAGUAAUUGAUACUGUGAUUAAGGUUAUUUAAAUGACUACCACCAUUACAGAUGGCCUCAGCCCAUCUAUUUCCUGUGGGUGAGAUUGCUGGACUCUGAUUCCCGGGGCUAUUGUUUUUAAGAUUGCCCAUUUAAUAUGAUGAAUAACUGUGUCUCAAGAAACUGAGCAGCAGGCUUAGAAGAUACCUAAUAGAAACCUAGUCGGAGAAGCCUAUUUGCAAGUGGGAGGCUGUGACGGAGCGGGAUGCCACCGUUUGGUCCAAGGGGAAGCUCCGGGAGCUCCUGGUUGGCAUUGCUAUGGAGAAUGAGGCUGGCCGGUGUGAGAUCAGUGAGUUGAAGCAGGUGGAAGGUGAGGCUUCCUGUAGCAGCCGCAAAGGAAAGCUAAUUUUCUUCUAUGAGUGGAACAUCAAGCUGUCCUGGAAAGGUACAGUUAAAGAAUCUGGCGCAAAACACAAGGGACUGAUUGAGAUACCCAGUCUUUCUGAAGAGAAUGACGUUGACGACACUGAGGUGAACGUGAGUAAAAAGAAAGGAGAUGGGGAUAUACUAAAGGAUCUUAUGAAAACUACAGGCACCGCCAAGGUCAGGGAGGCCCUUGGAGAGUACCUGAAGGCACUGAAGACUGAAUUUACAGCAGGAAUGAUUUUACCAACAAGAGCUGUAACAACCCAGGAACUGACUGUUGAGAGGACACUGGCUGAGAACUCUUUGCAGGUGCAGGCUUCUCCAGUGGCACUGGGUGUAAGGAUUCCCACUGUUGCUUUGCACUUGACUGAGCUGUUUGACACAACAGUAGAACAGCUGUACAGUAUCUUCACUGUGAAGGACUUGGUGCAAAAAUUUUCCAAAUCCCCUGCUGUCUUAGAAGCUGAAAAGGGAGGGAAAUUCCAGAUGUUUGAUGGGAACAUCACUGGAGAGUAUGUGGAACUGUUAACAAACAGGAAGAUCAUCAUGAAAUGGAGGUGCAGGAACUGGCCAGAAGAACACUAUGCAACAGUUGCAUUGAAUUUUGUGCCUGCUCCAGGGCAAACGGAAUUACAAUUGGACUGUAAAGGAGUUCCUGUCUGUAAAGAAGAGAAUACAAAAUUCUGUUGGCAGAAGCAGCACUUUGAAGAAAUAAAAGGUUUACUUCAGCUCACCACCCAGAAUGCUUGAAUUAGUUAGGUUUUAUAAAUAAGGACAUCCUUUUGUAAGCAGAAACCUGGCCUGUUUACUUACCUCUUCUUUCUUCCUCAAAAUGUCCCCUCCCCCAAGGUCCCUAAUUUAUUUUAUAUUGGAUGAAAUUCAUGAACUACAGAAUAUAAAAGCAUUGCUUGAUGUAUUCUAGACUCUGCACUGAGUAAAAUCAGGUGUCGUCUCACCUUCCAUGGGUGUUCCUCUCUGGAAAGUAAGUGAAGUCCAGUUCCCCAAGCUAAAGCUGGUCCCAACAUGCUACUUCAUUGCUAGUUGAUUUAAGCUUAAGACAAAUAAAUGGCAUGUUAUACUAUUCUUUUAUUCUACUCCAAUUUUCAAGGUGUAGUUCUUAGGAGUAUUGUGGUGAGGGCUAGUUGGCUGCAUUGUACACUUCUCUGGCUUUCCUUGGUGAGACAUCCACAUGGUCAGUUCCUGUUUUGGACUGCUGAGGGACUUCUCAAACAGCAAAGCAGAAGGCUACAUGCUUCCUGUCUUCAGUCUGCUCAUGGCUGGCUGUCGUCCGAGGGAACUGAAACAACUUAUGUAACAAAGGCAUCACAGUCAGUUUAAGUACACAGAAGAGGCAGUCAUUUCAAUAAAAAUAAAACAGUUAUUUUUACAUCAAGUGUGCUUUAUUUCCUCCACAGGUAUUCUGUUAAAUAAAGCACCAUUUAUAUACUGCCAGGCCACAGCUAAAGAGGAUUCUUUACAGAAUCAAAUUUCUUGUGGUUGUUCCGUAUACAAGUAAACUUAAUUUUGAUAAUAAGAACCACAGCGAUCAGAGGCAAUCUGCCUCUCUUAUUUUAAGGUACAAAACUGGCACAGAGGACACCAUAUUAUACACAGUAAAAAUGCUGUAAGUUUAAAUUACAUUGUACAGGGUCAGAGCCCUGAUUCUCCCAGAAAGCCUUAUUAAAUGAAAGCCACUACAGUGAACUCUUAAUUACAUAAAACAUAUCCAUUAUCUGAUUGCCCUUUAGAAAGUAUACAGAAGAUGCAAGUUUUUUUCAUCUGGAGUUCUGCCUGACCAAGAAUUAAGCCUAUAAAUCUAUCUUGCCAUUCAAGCAGAGAGCACUGGACAAACUGAAGCACAAAACAAAUAAGCAAAAUUUAGACAAACGGCAAGGGGGAGGGGCACUUGAAAGUAGACAUGCCACAUCUAAUGUCAAGAAGCAGCUUGAUUUCCUUUGCCAGAUAUCCUUGUGACCACAUGGAUUGUUGAUUCAAUGGUCCUACAUAGGGUAUCUAAAAUGUCGUGUUGCUGCGCGUGACUAAAGAGGCCUCUGGAAUGGCCACAACUGAGUGAUAAAGCAGCUUCGGGAUCCUGGGAGGACAAAGCUUGACCAUCACAGCUUCUCAAAUCAGCUAAGUCAGACAAAACCGCGGAGAUGGAAGUAGAAGGGAAUUCGGAUUCGUCUUCAGCUAGUGUAGUAUCCUUGGAACAGUGAAGGUCUUUAAACUCUUUACAGUCAUCAAACCUGCCACUGUUAGACUGUUCCUCUGCAUGCUGCGACCGGAUGUGUGACCCGUCUUCUGAAAACGAAGAUAGGCCUUCCAUCCGAUACUCUUUGACAGAGCCAUUUUCAGGAGAAGGAAGGUCUUGCUCGGUCCCUGGAUCAAUAAUUGAUGAGUCUCUUGUCUCAUUGUCUGAGGUGCUAGUGGGGGUCAGGACCUCCCUGGUGUCUGUUUUUAUGUCGCCGAUGCAGCCGUCUACAGUGUGCUCCUCAUCGCUGCUCACACGCCGCCUUUUAACAGGAGUUGCCCCUUCAUCAUCUGUGGGGGAAAAAAUUACAUAAAAACAGAAUCUUCCUCAAAAGAUUAAAAUCCUACUGGGGACAACUGUGA